Messenger RNA from Abrus precatorius (Indian licorice), 1185 nucleotides. Its product is annotated as acid phosphatase 1. The transcript is spliced from 3 exons. Lineage: Eukaryota; Viridiplantae; Streptophyta; Magnoliopsida; Fabales; Fabaceae. Bases 197 to 997 code for a protein of 266 amino acids. The record is from RefSeq and is a predicted model, not a curated record. Gene Ontology annotation, molecular function: acid phosphatase activity.
UACGUUCUUCUGCUCUUCCUCUUCCGUAGGUUACUGUUUCACACAGAAACGCAUAGCUCCUUUUCUUUCUUUCUCUUCAUUUCCUAAUCUUUUGUUCAGAAUUCUCAUUUCCCUCUUUAAAAUUUGCCCCCUUUGACCAAAGGGGAAACACAACAAUUUUCCAUUCCUUCCUUCGAUUCUCCGUCGGAUCCUCACAAUGACGAUUCUGUUUCGGCUUUUCUUAGUCUUUUGGCUGUUCUCAUUUUCCUUCUCUGACGAGAAUCCCAAUCAUAUGAACCACAAUCGUCAUCGCCUGUUUCCGCGGCCUCUGAUUGUAGAAUAUCCUGAGGAAUUCGAAGAGGAAGUGAGGUUGAGAUGCUGCGCGUGGAGAGUAGCCGGUGAAGCGAACAAUCUGAGCCCGUGGAGGACGGUUCCCGAGGAAUGCGCGGAGUAUGUGAAGGAGUACAUGACAGGGAAAGGUUAUUUAGUUGAUCUUGAAAUGGUUUCCCAGGAGGCUGAGGAUUAUGCUAAGAGUGUACAGUUGAAUGGUGAUGGCAAGGAUGUGUGGAUUUUCGACAUUGAUGAGACUCUACUCUCUAAUCUCCCUUAUUAUGCUCAACAUGGAUACGGGUUUGAGGCUUUUGACCAUGAGAAGUUUGACGAUUGGGUGGAGAAGGGUGUAGCCCCAGCCAUAGGACCCAGUUUAAAGCUCUAUGAAGAUGUUUUGAAUCUUGGAUUCAAGGUAAUUCUUCUGACUGGACGGAGUGAAAGGCACAGGAGUGUUACUGUUGAUAAUUUGAUCAAUGCUGGAUUUAAGGAUUGGCAUCAGCUCAUAUUAAGAGCCUCAGAUGAUCAAGGGAAACUAGCUUUACUAUACAAAUCAGAGAAGAGGAGUGAGAUGGAGAAAGAUGGAUACAGGAUUCUUGGGAAUUCUGGUGACCAGUGGAGUGAUUUAUUAGGAUCUUCGGUAUCCUUUCGGUCCUUCAAGCUUCCAAACCCCAUGUAUUACAUUCCUUAGUAAGGUCUCAUUCAUUUGCAAAUAAUCGGUCUGAAUUGUAAAUAAUGAAAGUGGCUCCAUUCAUAUACUGAAAAAAUAUCACUGCAAAUAAUUCAUAUACUGAAUAUUGUUGAAAUUCCAGUACACUUAUACAUGUAUGAUUGAAUUAUACACCCCGAUCAAUCUAGCGCUAGUUUUUCUCUUCUUUG